AUGGCGUCAAUCAAGACCAUCAUCAUUGACCUUCCAGUAGGUAAAAUAUCCGUCGCAGGCGAUGGCCAGCUCAUUCGAGCUCGAGGAAUUCGAUACGCAUCCGCCAGUCGCUUCCAGCGUCCUACCCCUAUCGACAAAUGGAAGGACACAAAAGACUGUACGGAUCCAUCACCGAUCUGCCCUCAGACUGUGCCUUCCCGAUUAGAUUCUGUCACCGGACCCAUCACAGCAGGGCGCGACCAAGAUGAAGACUGUCUUCACGUGACAGUAACUACAACUGUGGAUGCGCUUUCGGGCGGACGCAAACUACCAGUCAUGGCGUAUCUACACGGAGGGGCUUACGUCUCGGGUGGCGCGGAUCUGGAUGGCUACCAGCCAACUGGCCUAGUGGAGAGAGGUGUCGUCGGUGUCAACAUCUCCUAUCGACUCGGAGUCUUCGGAUUUCAGCCAAUACCGGAUAUCGCUCCCGCGAACCUUGGGUUGUUGGACCAGGUGGAAGCUCUUCGCUGGAUCAAGGAAAACAUAGCUGCGUUCGGCGGUGACCCCGACAAUGUUACACUCUUUGGACAAUCUGCCGGAGCGGGCUCAAUCUACUGCCUCAUGCUUGCAGAGGGGACCGACCGUCUAUUUCACAAAGCCAUACUACAAAGUGCGCCUCUGGAAGUAUGGACGCCGGAUCGGGAAGAGAUGGUUCGCUCGCUGGGUUGCCUUGCCCGAGAAAGACUCAUCACCGAUACCAGGCCGAGGAGUUCCCAGGAGAUGCUGUCCUUACAGACUGAGCUUCUGCUCGCUGCUAAGGGACAGUUGCCGUUCGGUCCACUUAUGGGACAUGCACCGUUACCCACCCAUACCGAAGUAUCUGAGAAGAUCCGCCUGGUAGCGCAACGAAUACCUAUCAUGCUUGGAUACACUAAGGAUGAGGGCGUCCCAUUCGUCCGAAUGAACAAGACCUUACGUCCUUAUAUUAAUCUGAGUUUGAUUGGACAGUUUAUUGAGCGAAUAGCAACUUGGUUCGUUUCGGGAAAGGUGUUCAAGUGGCUCACCGAUCGCCUCAACAACCAAUACUUGGAGGCGGGGGGUCAGGCAACACUCUACCGUUUUCAGUGGCACCCUUCGCAUAGCUCAUUGCGGGCGGCCCACUGCAUCGAGCUGCCGUUUCUCCUUGGCUCCUGGGAGUCAUGGAAAACAGCACCUAUGAUAGGAGGAGACGCAUCUCGAGACGCUGUGGACGGUUUAGGUGACAGACUUAAAGAUGUCUGGGUGGAGUUUGCCAACCAUGGAAACGACAAUAUUCAGGGGUUUACAGUCACCGGCGACGAGACAAAAUGGAACAUUGUGAAUCAUUGA
Messenger RNA from Colletotrichum gloeosporioides, 1347 nucleotides. RefSeq names its product Para-nitrobenzyl esterase. The record is from RefSeq and is a predicted model, not a curated record. The transcript has a single exon. The coding region runs from base 1 to 1347 and encodes 448 amino acids. NCBI's taxonomy places the organism in Eukaryota, Fungi, Ascomycota, Sordariomycetes, Glomerellales, Glomerellaceae.